Messenger RNA from Malaya genurostris, 5643 nucleotides. It is a transcript of the gene Hinfp, whose product is annotated as histone H4 transcription factor. NCBI's taxonomy places the organism in Eukaryota, Metazoa, Arthropoda, Insecta, Diptera, Culicidae. Bases 90 to 2924 code for a protein of 944 amino acids. The record is from RefSeq and is a predicted model, not a curated record. Gene Ontology annotation, molecular function: chromatin insulator sequence binding. The transcript has 6 exons. Gene Ontology annotation, cellular component: chromosome. Gene Ontology annotation, biological process: regulation of transcription by RNA polymerase II.
AGUUGUUUAUAAACGCAUAUUCUAAAAUUUUUGUAUCGAUUUCUUCUUUUUGUGUAGAAACCAACGAUUGAUCCUUUAAUCCUUCAAAAAUGGGACGCAAACGAAAGUCGAAAGCUCCUGUGAAAAUCACGCGCUCGCCUAAGCAAGCGAAACAGAGUGCCACACCUGUGAAAAAAGAUGUCACUAGCACCGAUGAUGGUUCGAAUAAUCCAGUUAAGAAAAAUUCACCCAAAGUGUCGGAUCCAGUGCAGCUCGACGAUGUAACAGAACAACAGGAGACUGCCGAUGGUAAGAAAUCGUGGGACAGGGUCCGUCAAUGGAUGAUUGAUCAGCAGCAGCAACAAGCUGACGAACCCGAUGCUAAAGUAGCGUUGGAAGAGAUCGCCGAUGAAGAACCACUUACCGAGGACCGUUAUCCGUUGGCUGAUGAUUCUGCACAUCUGAAUGAAGACUUUGAGGUUCCGUUGCGCUAUCGUUUGAAGGAUUAUACCGAAAAACAGAUCCUCAACUCAGUGAUGUAUGAGUGCGAGUGGUUGAAGUGCGGUUUAGAAACGACUGAUGAUAUCGAAUAUCUGACUCACGUCGAAAGUCAUCUAGAUAGUUACUUACAGGGAAGACGGGAUUUUCGAGACCUUACCUGUCUUUGGGAUCUUUGCGACUUCAAAACAUCAAGUGUGCGUGAUUUGGAAAGUCAUGUACACUUUCACGUGUACCACAAUCGGAUGAAAACGCACGGUGCCAGUUUGAGCAAUAUCAUAAGCGUCCCGAAGUGCAACAAUGACAGCCGUCGACGAAAUAGCAUCGAUACGUUUCGUAUAACCUUUCAAUGUGAAUGGGGUGACUGCGAAGAAGUCUACCACAAAGCACAAUCGUUUUUUACGCAUGUAAACAAUCACAUUCAGGAUCAGUUUCCGGUAGACAAAAGAUCAAGCAAGGUGCCGCUGAUGUGUCAGUGGGCCGCCUGCAAGCAAACCUACAAACGGUGUAGUAUUGGUCUCGAGCAUAUUAGACGACACUCGACGGAGCGUACAAUCGGAUGUUACACCUGUGGAGCAAUGUUUGUGUCCCGUCUGAAAUAUAUAGAUCAUUGUAAGCGUCAGGUGGAAUACCAUAAUCGAGAAUAUCCUUGCCAACAAUGUAACAAGCUUUUUGCUACGAAACAACUUAUGGUGGACCAUACGAAUAUUCACAAUAAGAAAUACGCCUGUACGCUCUGUCCGAUGAAGUGGCCAUCGCGGAAGGCGUUAUCCUAUCACAUACGCUAUAGACACGUCGAAGACAAACCGUUCCAAUGUCACAUCUGCAAUCAUAGGGCUGUCACUGCUCGUGAUUUACACAUUCAUACAAACAUUCAUGCAAAUAUGAAUCAGUGGAAGUGUUUUGAGGUUGGCUGCAAAAUGGCUUACAAAUCCGAAAUAACGCUACGAAAACAUAUUCUGACUGUACACAAAGGCCUCCCCCCGGAUAUCUACGCUUGUCAUCUAUGUACCAAAGAAUACAAAUGCGGAACGUCACUGUCCAACCACUUGAUGAAGUAUCAUGGCUGUGAACGCCUGCCGGGUCACAUUCGUUAUCAAUACCGUCAAGAUCACGAGGACGAAAAAUUUAAGUUGGCUGUUUAUUUGGAUAAUAAAAUUGCCUUAGCCAAUAGGGAACAGGUAGCGCCUCGUUCGUCUAACGAACAGACAAAACUAUCGACAACGACUGAGUCUGACUCAUCAGGGUUUCUCGAUCAGACCACCUGGACAAGUUACUCAAUUGAAUCUUGGAAGCAUAUUGACAAAGAUAAGAUUUCCAUCAACAUGAUCCCAGACAAAAUACACUCAAAAAUGCCACGAAAACCGCGAACGGUGAAACCAAAAGUGGAGAAAGAUGAUUCACUAACUGAAAGUUUAUCCAUAGACCAGUACGCACCCGUGGGCGCACACGACAUAGAAGAAACGGCUACCAGAAACAUUGAACGCAAAGUGUAUUCGAAAGCAAAAUCCAAGAAUCAAGCAAAGUCUAGAAAGGUGGAUGAUUGUAUGGCUGCUAAGAAAUUAGUCACGAAACGUACUGCAUUUGCGAAACAAUCAAAUUCUUCAGAUUGUGAAGAAACAGAAGAAUUUAACUCUCUCGUCAACAAAUCGAUUUCUCGUAGAGUCUAUCCGAAAGCACCAUUCAAAAUUCGCAGUCCCAAGCCGGACACUAGAGAUGAUCGUUCGAUUACUCAGGAUGAAGAGAUAUGCAACGUUGAAAAAUUUGCUACUAUAACUCCAAACAAAGUUUAUCCGAAGGCUAAAUUUUGCCGAACAAAAAAUUUACCUCUCACAAGUAAAAUUACGAUCGAACAGACAGAAAUUGAAGAUCGUUCAACAAGAACAGUCAUUGAUCUACCGAACCAUGAGUACAGCAAUCAAUCAAUUGUAAAUCACGACACCGGUUUGUACAGUCUUACAAAUUAUUCACUUGCAACGAUGCCAAGUGAAAGAAAAAUUGUUACUUCAACCUAUGAACAGGAUUCAUUACAAUUAAAUGGCACCCAAAGCAUGCUGGAAAAUCCAAAUAUUUUAGCAUGUGAUUAUGAAGACAAUGCACAUAACCAAAUUGCAUCGUCGAACUACGACGGCAAUCUUAUUACGGAGACGGUUGGGGAAUUCACCAUCACUAUGCGCAGGAAUAGUGAUGAAAUUGAUGGUAUUGCGCCUCCGAGCACACUGACGGAUAACCCAGCCAAACGUACCGAACCCAUCCAUUCGGACCCGAAACAGGUUGUUCCGGUUGGAGAUCUUGAGCAUAUAAGGCAUUAUUUGAAAGUGGACAACUCGGCAAUCAUUUCGAUUGACAUUACUGACGAGACGGGAUGUGUGCUUUCCAACCAAACAAUUGACUCUGUUGUUUACAGCUGCAAGGCAGAUAACGAAAAUAGCCGCCGACGAAAAUGACCACAGAUCUUCUCCGAUUAGACUAACGUUCUUGUAUUUUACAGUAUCUGUACAAUUAUAAGUAAGCUCAUGUUAGAUUUAUUUUUGACCUUUGUUUCCAGUAUAGUUAUCCAUUUAUAUUGACCACAGUUCUUAAGAAAUUAAAUUGCUUAUAAGCCUCUAAAUUUUCGAAUAAAAUGAUUCCCAUCAAUUGCAAUUUUUUCUAUGCACGCCAAAACUUUUGUCGACAUUUUGAUGUAUCUGUCAAAAUCAUCAAAGUCAUCUGCAGGUUUUGUACACUGCUUCUCCACAACCAUCAUCAUCGACCCUCGGCUUCAUGGUAGUAAACCAUAGAGAUCGUCGUUUAGCUCCCGGAUUGGCGAUUAUGUUUCCGAAGAGUUUCUGGUGUCAUUCAGAAUUCCACAGGAAAAUCAUCUUGGGGUUUUGAUAUUCUUAUUCUACUUCAACGAUGUUCUCAAGUAGAGAAGGUGUUACUACCUUACCUUACCUAACAGCUAUAGUCCUGGGGCGUCCUUUACUGUAUCAAGCAUACGUCUCCACAUAACUCGGUCCAUGGCUGCUCGUCACCAGCCACUCAAGGCACGGAUGCUUCUGAGAUCACCCUCCAUUUGAUCGAUCCACCUUGCUCGCUGCGCUCCUCUUCUUGUCCCAGUCGGAUUGGAUUCAAGAACCAUUUUCACUGGGCUGUCGUCCGACAUCCUUAUGACAUGCCCAGUCCAUCGUAGACGUCCGAUUUUAGCUGUUCGUACGAUGGGUGGUUCUUUUAGCAGCUGUUGCAAUUCUUGAUUCAAACGCCAUCUCCACGAUCCAUAUUCUAUCUGCACUUCGCCAUAGAUGGUCCUCAGUAGCUUUCGAAAACACUGAGAGCGCGUUGGUCCUCUGCCAACGUAGUCCAGGUCUCGUGGCAAUAGAGAACAACCGGUUUAACGGUCAAUUUCGUGCGGUGGCGUACUUUUUUCGAUCGAAGGAUUUUUCGGAGUCCAAAGUACGCACGAUUCUCUGUCAAAAUACGUCUAUGAAUUUCUCUGCUGGUGUCAUUAUCGGCGGUCACCAGUGAGUCCAAAUACACGAACUCGUCAACCACCUCGAUAUCGCCACCGUCUAUCAAUAUUCGUGGUGGGAGGCUUAGUGUUUCUUCUCUAGAGCAUCUUCCUCUCAUGUAUUUUGUUUUCGACGCAUUUAUGGCCAGUCCGAUACGCCUAGCUUCAGCUUUUAGUCCGAUGUAGGUUUCCGUCAUCUUCUCAAGGUUACGUGUCACAAUAUCAACAUCGUCAGCGAAACCAAAAAGUUGUACGGGCUUUCGGAAGAUCGUGCCCCUAGUGUCGAUCCUCUUCGAAUCACACCUUCCAAGGCAAUAUUGAACAAGGUACGACUCUCUUGCCGUAGCCUUCUCCGAGAUUCGAAGGGGCUCGAGAGUGUCUCAGAUACUCGGACGUAGCACAUCACUCUAUCCAUCGUUGUUUUGACCAAUCGCGUCAGUUUAUCCGGGAGACCGUAUUCGUGCAUUAUCUGCCAUAGCUGUGCUCGAUCGAUUGUGUCGUAUGCCGCUUUGAAACCAAUUCUCCAUGUUAGGAGAGGCUGAUUACCAUCCUUGUGAAGGGUAGGUCUCUAAACAGUGCUGACACGAUAUCCCUCCGGUGAGACAGGAGGUUGGUGCAGGCCUAACAAGCCGCCCGAAAAAAGGAAGUUACGAAUAAUCAAGGAAGAAAUACGAGAAGAUAUUUCAUCCAAGAAUAAUGGUUGGCCGUUCCCUCUGGCGAAUUCUGUUCGACAUCAUACUGCGCUCGACUCGAUUUGUUUACGUUUUUGUGCAGACUGUUGACCUCUUUGUGCCGCAAUGAGCCGGUAGUCCACAAUGAAAGAUCGCCGCAAUGAGGUGUAAUAACGUGUGAUUUAUCUGUUUUCGUCGUUAGAUACUGAUCAAAUUUAAAAUUAGUACAAAGUGGUUCUACGUCUUAUCAAGAUUGAAACAAAUUGUAGGAAAUUAUUGCAUUCGAUGUUCGGCACAUCUUAAUUUUUUGCACAUCGAUUUAGAAUCACAUCGAGGUCGUCACAAUUCUUUUUUUUUUCUAUGUAAUUUUUCAAAUAUUUUCCGUAACUAUGCGUGGUCUUCUGAUAUGUAAUAAUAUUCUCCAAAACCUACUGUUAUUGACGAGAGGCGCUUUCCUUUCGAGUCUCUUGAUAUUUCAUCAGCUCCGCACAAGAGCCCCCCCUUAUUGUUGGUGGGGGAAACUUUUCCUUAGCUUUAGUUUGCGUUGCGUUUCGUUAUGACGAUAAUCUUGGCGGAUUGCACACUUAUAUUAGCAUGUUUUCUGCUGAUUGACCAAUAGAAGUUGUUCAGGAAAUGGUAUUGGGUAUUAAUACCAUUCCAACUCAACUAGAACAUUUCUACAGCAAGAUAGGAAGGAAGUAAGAGAGGAAAUGUUGAUGCGUCACCUACUUUCCGGAAGGACGACAACUCAUAAUUCUCUUCCAUUGAAGUUGCGGAGUUGGAGAUAUGGGAGUAAAAAUUUCUGAAGUGGCCCCCCCAUUUUUCACGAGGUAACCGAUUUUACAAUAAGUGUUAUUGUUUUGUAGUAUUAGUAUCUACGAACAUGUUCGUGAAAUAUUUCGUCGAUAUUCGAAUUUUUUAUACUAUUUUUAGUUACAUUAACAUUUGCUUCCUGAAACUCAAGCUCUGUUUCGAAUUAUACGAAACUUUGCAAAUGGAUAAACAACU